Messenger RNA from Fonsecaea multimorphosa CBS 102226, 1032 nucleotides. RefSeq lists its product as uncharacterized. Bases 1 to 1032 code for a protein of 343 amino acids. The record is from RefSeq and is a predicted model, not a curated record. Gene Ontology annotation, molecular function: oxidoreductase activity. NCBI's taxonomy places the organism in Eukaryota, Fungi, Ascomycota, Eurotiomycetes, Chaetothyriales, Herpotrichiellaceae. The transcript has 2 exons.
AUGGCACAGCAACAGUACGCAAAGGACCAGCCGCAGGGUUUCAAGAACCAUGUGGAAAACAUUGCCAUUGUCGGAGCAGGAGGUCAAGUGGGCGAAUACAUGGCCCGAGCACUGCUAAAGACAGGCAAGCACCACCUCACAGCCAUCACACGGGCGGACUCGAAGAGCACGGUGCCCGAGGGCAUGGCGGUGAAGAAAGUCAACUACGACGACCCGGCGACGCUGGUGGACGCGCUGCGAGGCCAGGACGUGCUGAUCAUCACGAUGGCGGUGACGGCGCCGCCCGAGACGGAGACGAAGCUGCUCGACGCUGCCGCAGAGGCGGGGGUGCCGUGGGUCCUGCCCAACGAGUACAGCAGCGACCCGCGCAACAAGGCGCUGCAGCACGACAUCAUGAUCGGCGACGCCAAGGACGCCCGGCGGCGGCACAUCGAGGAGCUCGGGGUGAGUUCGUGGAUCAGCUUCACCUGCAGCUUCUGGUACGAGUACUCGCUGUCGGCGUCGCCGGGGUGCUACGGGUUCGACUUCGCCAACAAGACCGUGACGCUGUACGACGACGGCAACACAAAGAUCAACACCACCACGUGGCUGCAGUGCGGGCGCGCCGCCGCCGCGCUGCUCAGCCUGCCGAUCCUGCCCCGGGACCCUUCCGACAAAUCGCCCACGCUGUCCAUGUUCCGCAACAACGUCAUGUACAUCUCGUCGUUCCGGGUCAGCCAGCGCGACAUGCUGGCCUCAAUACUCCGCGUCACAGGUGACAAGGAGGACGACUGGACCGUGCACCACGAGGACGUCCAGGAGCGGUACAAGGCCGGCGUGGACGAGAUGAAAUCGGGUUCCCGCGCGGGUUUCGUCAAGGUGCUGUACGCCCGCGUCUUCUUCCCCAACGGCGACGGAGACUUCGAGUCAAAGUACGGCCUGCACAACGACAUUUUGGGGCUGCCCAGGGAGGACUUUGACGAGGCGACUAAGAGAGGUGUCGAUCUGGCUGCCAAGGGGGGACCGUGGGCAGUGCGCGGAGGUGCGGCGUGA